CUCGUGGCCACGGUCCAAGCGCUUUCGGAGCUGCAGUAAUGCGUUUGUUGGGUUAUCUUUGCUGAGCCCUGAGGCGUUGUGCCCUCUCAGAGAGUUUUACAUACACUAACAAAUAAAGUGGGCCGUUUGUCAGCAGGGUUUCUCCAUUUAUUGUUUUGCUGCUGCUGUGACAGAAGCUACGGAAACAGCACCUGUCCAAUCACUGUAGGCUAACGCGCAGGGCGCGCGUUGAGACUUCUGAACAUCACAGACAAAAUGAUCUACAUCAUAAUGGGAGUCUCGGGUUGUGGAAAAACCAGUUUGGGAACAUUCCUUUCUGAAAAGCUCGGCUGGCCCUUCUAUGAAGGCGACAACUUCCACCCGCAGGAGAACAUUGAGAAGAUGGCUCGUGGAGAACCGCUCACAGACCAGGACAGACUUCCUUGGCUUCUCAGACUACAUGAAGUCAUUGAGAGAGAAAGGUCUUCAGGCUCAGACGCUGUUUUAGCGUGUUCAGCUCUGAAGCGCCUCUACCGGCAGAUCCUCCUCCAUGGCUCCACGGCGGUGGCACCGACCAGUAGCGCCUCACUUCCCUCCUCUCCAGAGGUCUUCUUCCUCUACCUGCAUGGCGACUACGAUCUCAUUCACCAGAGGAUGGUGGCCCGACAGGGACAUUACAUGAAGGCAGAUCUGCUGCGCUCCCAGUUUGAUAUUUUGGAGCCUCCGUCAGACGAGGAGAACGCGCUCACCCUGGACAUCAGGAAAAGCCGGAACGAGAUGAUCCUGGAAGUAGAGAGGCACAUUGAGAGUCUGAAGUUGUGAAGCGGGAAUCGUGGCAAAUGAACGGGAACAAUACGCGGUUUAUUACUUGAGUGGUUCUUACCCAUUUUUUCAUGGGUAAAUGAACUGAACGUUUGCUUUAUUGCCCUGAAAAGACCUUCAAAUCCAGAUGUCUUAAAUGUUACAUAUGAGUAAUAAGCACAUUAUUUGCUACAUAGUAAUAAGUCUUUAUGAUCAUUUCCCUCAUCUCUUAACCUACUUUUUUAUUUUCAAAAAAUGAAGUCCAGAAUUUAUUGCUGUGUGUUGUCAUACGCGUUUUUCUCCCCGAAAGAAAUAAUAUUUUUAUAAUCAAUUGUCUUUUUAUGGGAAUUAACAAGAUGAUAGAAGUUUACCUUAUGAUCACAUACCUGCUCACUAAGUGCAAUCCUAGAAAAUUUUCUCACAAUGAGUAAAAGGAUUUGAAGUAAAAUGUUUUUAAGAUUAUAAAAAGUAAAAAUUUAUGCAAAGUUGAGGUUUAAAUUAUUUAUACUCCUGGCAGAUUUAAGUUUAAAGUAAUUUUUACAUUUUGCCAACUUGUUUCUUCUCACUGGAGGUAAUCUUAAUGUUUUUAGAGCGACUGGAUUAAAUCUGAUUGGGAAUCUGUGAAGGGAGCUGAAGAUUAGGGUGAUGACAAGGAGCCCUUCCACUCUCAAACAUUUGGAGCUCAUAUAUAAGGAGAGUUUGAUUGCUGCAAUGCCUAUAAAGAUUUUGCCUUUGAUUAUUGAGAAGGGCAUAAAAUAUUAAACAUUUAUUUUUUUUUAUUAUAUGCAAAUAAAAAUAGUUGUUUUAA
Molecule: messenger RNA, 1588 nt
Organism: Poecilia reticulata (guppy)
Lineage: Eukaryota; Metazoa; Chordata; Actinopteri; Cyprinodontiformes; Poeciliidae
Product: IDNK gluconokinase
Cellular component (GO): cytoplasm
Molecular function (GO): gluconokinase activity
Source: RefSeq, a predicted model, not a curated record